AUGGCAAGCAAGGUUCUAAUAAUUUCUCUUCUCCUUGUUGCCCUAGUUGGGGUGGUUUCAGCAGCUGAACCUGCAGCCACUACCCCCGCUGCCGGCGGAGCGGCCAACUCCUCUGCACCUGCCGCUGAUGCAAUUGGCAAUGAAGAUGAUGGUGCAGCAGGUGCACCUGGUGCUGUUGCUAGUGAUGUUGUGGCUGGACCAUUAGGGAGUGCAGCAUCAAGUAAUCAGAGCCCUGCAGGUGAAGCACCUGCUAGUGAAGCCACCACCCUUCAAGUUUCUGCUAUUGUUGGAGUUGCAGCUGUUGCUGGCUACUUCCUCUAA
Molecule: messenger RNA, 321 nt
Organism: Manihot esculenta (cassava)
Lineage: Eukaryota; Viridiplantae; Streptophyta; Magnoliopsida; Malpighiales; Euphorbiaceae
Product: anther-specific protein BCP1-like
Exons: 1
Coding region: 1-321 (106 amino acids)
Source: RefSeq, a predicted model, not a curated record